AUGAAGAAGGAGGUGUGCUCCGUGGCCUUCGUCAAGGCCGUGUUCGCCGAGUUCCUGGCCACCCUCAUCUUCGUCUUCUUCGGCCUCGGCUCGGCCCUGCAGUGGCCGUCGGCGCUGCCCUCCAUCCUCCAGAUCGCGCUGGCCUUCGGCCUGGCCAUCGGCACCCUGGCCCAGGCCCUGGGGCCCGUGAGCGGCGGCCACAUCAACCCGGCCAUCACGCUGGCCCUCCUGCUGGGCAACCAGAUCUCCCUGCUGCGCGCCGUCUUCUACGUGGUGGCCCAGCUGCUGGGGGCCAUGGCCGGCGCGGGCAUCCUCUACGGGCUGGCGCCAGCCAAUGCGCGGGGCAACCUGGCCGUCAACGCGCUCAACAACAACACGACGGCCGGCCAGGCCAUGGUGGUGGAGCUGAUUCUGACCUUCCAGCUGGCGCUCUGCAUCUUCUCCUCCACCGACCCCCGCCGCACCGGCCCCGUGGGCUCCCCGGCCCUGUCCAUCGGCCUGUCCGUCACCCUGGGCCACCUCGUGGGGAUCUACUUCACCGGCUGCUCCAUGAACCCCGCCCGCUCCUUCGGCCCCGCGGUGGUCAUGAGGCGGUUCACGCCUGCACACUGGGUGUUCUGGGUGGGGCCCAUCGUGGGGGCCGCCCUGGCCGCCAUCCUCUACUUCUACCUGCUUUUCCCCAACUCGCUGAGCCUGAGCGAGCGGGUGGCCGUCGUCAAGGGCACGUACGAGCCAGAGGAGGACUGGGAGGAGCAGCGGGAGGAGCGGAAGAAGACCAUGGAGCUGACCGCCCACUGA
Messenger RNA from Pipistrellus nathusii (Nathusius's pipistrelle), 798 nucleotides. The record is from the annotation of a GenBank genome assembly. Lineage: Eukaryota; Metazoa; Chordata; Mammalia; Chiroptera; Vespertilionidae.